ACAAUGUCGACAAAAUAAAAUCAUCUUAACUGCAUCUUGGAUUGCGUUUUGAUAAACUGGCGAGUCAACAAGGAUUCCCUUAUUCAGCUGCUCAGCGACUUUGUUUGACAGUCGCUAACAUUUGUCAGCAAAAAAGAACAACAACGGAGUUUUUCACACAGCUGGAACAACGCGAGCCCACACACUACCGCCACUACACCUAUAAAAGAGGAUCGCUCAGAGAAGUAAAAGACGACAGUGCUGCUGUCUGUGGUUUUCCUCCUCCUGGUUCCUAUGAUGAGCCGCUGCUCAAAACUCGCCCUCCCUCUGGACUGCAGUGAUGUUCAUGAAAAAAAUUCCAGUGUACCCAGCGGAGUUUACACCAUCUAUCCCAUUGGAGCCACGUCUGCUGUCCAGGUGUACUGUGACAUGGACUCUCUGGAAGGAAAGUGGACUGUGUUCCAGAGAAGGAUGGAUGGCUCAGUUAACUUCUAUCGGCCCUGGGAGGAGUACAAGAUGGGCUUUGGGAACGCUGCUGGAGAGUACUGGCUUGGUCUUGAGAGUCUCUUCCACCUCACUCAGAGGAAAAACUACCAGCUGCUGGUCGACAUGGAGGACUUUGAAGGAAAAAAGGUGUAUGCACGUUACUCCACGUUCUCCAUCGAUUCUGAAUCAAAUGGCUACAGACUGCAUGUGUCUGGAUUCACUGAUGGAGGUGCAGGAGACUCUCUGACGUAUCACAGCGAACAGAAAUUCCUCACGUUUGACCUUCCCGAGGGAAGCUGUGCCAGAUCGUACCUUGGAGCAUUCUGGUACAAAACGUGUCACUAUGCCAACCCUAACGGUGUCUACCUGUGGGGCGCUCACAACCUUUUCCGAGCUGUGGGAGUAGAGUGGUUUCACUGGAAGGGCUAUGAGUAUUCCCUGAAGGCCAUCAGCAUGAAGAUCCACCCUGUUCAGUAAAUCAGUUUAUCAAUUUAUAACAUAUAUUUCACGUAGAGCUUUACCUGACCAUGGUCAUAGAGCAAGCAGAUGGUGGGAUCUGAUAUUUUUAUUUUGUGUCUGUAUUCUCUGUGCAAAGGGUUGGUUUUUAUAGUUUCUUUGUUUAAACCCUGGAAAAUAUUGCAGUUGACCUGUAAAAAGUUGCAGUUUUUAUAUAAAAAGGGUAAUGCAAAUAAAAUUGAAUAAACUAAUUGAUUGAA
Girardinichthys multiradiatus is the source of this 1181-nucleotide messenger RNA. RefSeq names its product microfibril-associated glycoprotein 4-like. Bases 274 to 942 code for a protein of 222 amino acids. Gene Ontology annotation, biological process: elastic fiber assembly. The record is from RefSeq and is a predicted model, not a curated record. The transcript has 6 exons. Lineage: Eukaryota; Metazoa; Chordata; Actinopteri; Cyprinodontiformes; Goodeidae.